This is a messenger RNA of Ochotona princeps (American pika), 1640 nucleotides long. It is a transcript of the gene KCNK17, whose product is annotated as potassium two pore domain channel subfamily K member 17. Gene Ontology annotation, cellular component: membrane. Bases 83 to 1249 code for a protein of 388 amino acids. Gene Ontology annotation, biological process: stabilization of membrane potential; potassium ion transmembrane transport. NCBI's taxonomy places the organism in Eukaryota, Metazoa, Chordata, Mammalia, Lagomorpha, Ochotonidae. The record is from RefSeq and is a predicted model, not a curated record. The transcript has 5 exons. Gene Ontology annotation, molecular function: potassium ion leak channel activity.
UCCAGGAACACAUCGAGGAGGGGCCAGAGGUCCGCGUCGCUCGUGGCCUCUUUUGGUGCCUGGGAUUGGGUCCCGGGGCAGCAUGGGCAGGGCUGUCCAAGCUCUCCUCCCUUCUGUAGAAAACCAGGGUGCCGGGUCCGUGCUCGCUACUGCAGAAGGCAUCCGCAGGGCUCCGGGUCCGACCGUCGGGCUUCGGGUGCUGGUCCACCGCUCCAGCUGCCGCACCUUCCCGCCGAUGUCCCGGCCACCGCGAGCGCGGGCGGCGCCAGAGGGUAGGGCCCGGGGCUGCGUGGUGCCCGCCACCGCGCUCCUGCUGCUCGCCUACCUGGCAUACCUGGCGCUGGGCACCAGCGUGUUCUGGGCGCUGGAGGGCCCCGCGGCGCAGGAGUCGGACCUCAACUUCCAGCGUGACAAAUGGGCACUGCUGCAGAACUUCACUUGCCUGGACGGCCCGGCGCUGGACUCACUGAUCCGGAAUAUCAUCCAAGCGUACAAGAAUGGAGCUCACCUCUUCAGCAACACCACCAGCAUGGGGCGUUGGGAGCUUGUGGGCUCCUUCUUCUUUUCCGUGUCCACCAUCACCACCAUCGGCUACGGCAACCUGAACCCCCAGACCAUGGCUGCACGCCUCUUCUGCAUCUUCUUCGCUCUCGUGGGGAUCCCACUCAACCUGGUGGUGCUCAACCGCCUGGGGCACCUCAUGCAGCAGGGUGUGCACCGCUACGCCCUCAGGAUGGGGGGAGCCUGGCAGGACCCGGCCAAGGCGCGCUGGCUGGCGGGUUCCAGCACCCUGCUCUCGGGCCUCCUGCUCUUCCUGCUGUUGCCCCCACUGCUCUUCUCACACAUGGAGGGCUGGAGCUACGUGGAGGGCUUCUAUUUUGCCUUCAUCACCCUCAGCACCGUGGGCUUCGGUGACUACGUGAUCGAGAUGAACCCUUCCAGGAGGUACCCACUGUGGUACAAGAACAUGGUGUCCCUGUGGAUCCUCUUUGGGAUGGCAUGGCUAGCCCUAAUCAUUAAACUCGUCCUCUCGCUGCUGGAGACCCCAGGGGGUGCGUGUUCCUGCUACCUCCCCUGCUACCACCGCCACUUCAAACGGGGCUUCAAGGACUGCAGCAGGAGGCAGAGCCCAGGGGCUGAGCCCCAGUCCUACAGCCCACAGCCAUGCUGCUGCCCGGACAGGGCUGUGGGCCUUACAGAGCACCUGGGUGCCUCCACUCUGACAGCGGGCUGCAACAAGGUCAGUUAGCACAACCCUUCCUGCGUCCACCUUCCUGCUCGAUAUCAAGACCCCUGACCUGGAGGUCGCCCUGUGACCACCCAAGCCUAAGACUACAGUUUCUAGGUGCAGCUUUGUGAUUUAAUUCUACCCAAUAGGAUACAUGGAGACGUAUCCUUAUGGGGUGAGACUUUUGGGAUGGGAGAUUCCCCUUUCCCCCACUCCAACUGGCUGGAAUGCUGACACAGUGGCUGGAGCUCUGGCAGCCAUAUGACAUCAUAAGACAGAAGCCAUAUUUCAGAGGGGCAGCACAGUAAGACAGCAAGAGCCUGGAUUCCUGAGGGUCACACAGCCAUCAUAGCAAACCUGGACUGAAACGCACCGCGGUCUUCAUCCAUGUCGGAGCGAAAUAAACAUCUGA